UGCAUGCUGAAGCUAUCAAAGUGCAUGCAAAUUUUUCUCUCAAUUGACUGACAGCUACAUACAUACAACCUCGAUGUUAUUUCCUUAGCCUCAUUUCAUUUCUUCCAUAUGUAACAGGCUGCUGCAGUCUUAAACCUACACCAACCAGGCUAUGGCAUUAGUACCCUUGCACCAGACAGCCCAAGCUCCUUGCUUCUCGACUUCGAUUUACGAUUUAAAACACCCAAUAUUUAAAGGUACAAGAAUAGCACAAAUGGCCCUCCAACGCCACAUUACCAGAAGAAGAGCGACAACAAACAUUUUGGCAGCUUCAGUUGGGGUGCUGGCAAUGGAAGCAAUAUCCUGUCAACAAACUGGCACUGCUAGUGGCUUUGAUUUUGGAAUGACCGCACCUGAACAGACGCUAGAAGAGGCUGAGAGCGGGAUUAAAGGGCACGCCCAAAGUUUGAUACAAGUGAAAGAAUUGUUGGAGGCAGAGUCAUGGAACGCGGCGCAAAGGGCACUGCGGAAGUGCUCAGCAUACCUAAAACAAGAUAUAUACACCAUUAUUCAAGCUAAGCCUGGAAGUGAGAGGCCUGAGCUGAGGAAGUUGUAUUCCGAUCUAUUCAAUAGCGUCACGAGACUGGAUUAUGCAGCAAGGGAUGAGAAUGUGCCACGUAUUUGGGAUUGCUAUGGCAAUGUUGUUUCAGCCCUUAGCAAUAUCUUGUCAAGAUUAUAAUUGUUGUAUUGCUUAUUUUGCCCCUGAUACAAUUAUGGACGGCACUCAAUUAUGAUCUCUGUGACUGCUUCAUUUUUUUUUUUUUUCAAUUUAAA
Molecule: messenger RNA, 813 nt
Organism: Coffea eugenioides
Lineage: Eukaryota; Viridiplantae; Streptophyta; Magnoliopsida; Gentianales; Rubiaceae
Product: psbQ-like protein 3, chloroplastic
Exons: 2
Coding region: 152-718 (188 amino acids)
Biological process (GO): photosynthetic electron transport chain; photosynthesis
Cellular component (GO): chloroplast; photosystem II; photosystem II oxygen evolving complex
Molecular function (GO): calcium ion binding
Source: RefSeq, a predicted model, not a curated record